Molecule: messenger RNA, 7491 nt
Organism: Lates calcarifer (barramundi perch)
Lineage: Eukaryota; Metazoa; Chordata; Actinopteri; Centropomidae
Product: signal-induced proliferation-associated 1-like protein 1
Biological process (GO): regulation of small GTPase mediated signal transduction; activation of GTPase activity
Cellular component (GO): cytoplasm
Molecular function (GO): protein binding; GTPase activator activity
Source: RefSeq, a predicted model, not a curated record
CCUUCUCGCGAGACUCCGGGGCAGUGAGAGAGAGAGAGGGGAGGCUGCCUGAAUGAUCUCAUCCCUCCAGCAGCUGCAUAGCGCAGCGAGGUUUACCCGUAACUUUGUAUCAAACUUCCAAGUUGCCUUUCGGAGGAAGACGCCGAGGCAUUUUCGGUUUGAACCGAACCGAGCACGUUUCCCGCGAAGGGUUGUAUGACGAAAAAUGCCAUGUGGCCGUGUCAAUGCAGUUGGGGAAGCAAUAUGCAAGCUUGAGUGCUGAAGAGUUGGGUUUGCCCUGUCACUUUUUCUGCGUCUUCACUUGUUGAUCCAGACAAUCAAUCUGCUCAUGAAGUCAGGGAGCAGCAUUCCAUCCCAGAGGCAGCCAUGUCUACCUGCUAAGUGCCUUUAGCCUUUGGCACUGGUGUCAUGACCAGCCUGAAGCGCCCACCCAUGGAGCGCACUGUCGGGGGUACCAUCCCAGCCACUGAUGAGUUUUACACCCGCCACCUCCGUAUGGUCAAUGGAGGGGGUGUGCCAACCCGCACAGACAAUGUCCAUGCCACUGUGAGCACAGGAGUGCCUAAAAUGGGUGUACGGGCUCGGGUGGCUGACUGGCCACCGAGGAAAGACAUUACAGGGGCUCUGUGGCACUCAUCGACAGAGCCAGAGAACUCUGGUGUGCCCUCUGCUGGAAAAAGUCACAUUAAGUUAGGCUCUAUUCUGAGCCCUCAGGACUCAUCAAUGCUGCGUAACAUCCACAACACUUUGAAGAAUCGCACCCAAGCCCAGGCAAACAAUUACAGCCCUGACACCCGUUACCUGGCCCCGGGAGACUACAGAGGUCCUGCACAUAGAAACCCACGGCAGAGACGCAUCCGUCAGCGCAGCAACAGUGAUAUGACUAUCAGUGAGAUGGAAGGCAGUGGGGACAGCGGGGAGGACUGGGGUCCAUCAUCGGCAGCUAAAUGGUCCCCUCUUCACCGUGAAUAUGGUAGCACCUCCUCAAUAGAUCAGCACGGAGCAUCUGGUGAAAGCUUCUUUGAAAUGCUCAAGGUCUAUCAGGGGGAUAAAGUUGACCAGCGUAGCCCCGCUCCAGAGAAACUGGAGGACAUGCUGAAUGUUGGGCCACAGCAGGCCAUCAUUGAUCUUCAGGAGGACGCAGAUAGCCAGCCUCCUAAAACCAAGGACAGAGACAAGCCCCCAAAAAGACGCACUAAAUCAGAGACAGGGGGUGAGUCUAUAUUCCGCAAACUUAGGAAUGUACGGGGUGAGUUGGACUCCCCCAGAGCAGGGUCUGAUGCAGAGGACAGCCGGACAGAGGACACGGGCCCCCCUCUUAAGCCCUGGGUGUGUCAGAGAGGAUUUGCCCACUACGAUGUUCAGAGCAUGUUGUUCGACCUCAACGAAAUUACUCAGUUGCGGCAGACUGCAGGCAAGAGGAAAAACACCACCACUGGGGCUUCUGCCGCCGCUGUAGCCUCAGCUACCUCCACCCUCUCUUCCACCCACAGCCUGCCUUACAGCUCCCCAAGCAGCAGCCAGGAAGAGCUCAGUUCUAGGGACAGUCCCAGUCUGGAAGCAGGUGACGAACAGAGCAAUGAAAUGCUGCUGAGUUGCCCGUGCUUCCGCAACGAGAUAGGCGCUGAUGGCAACGGAAGGCGCAGAUUGGGAGCAGGCGGGGCGGGGUAUCACGGGCUUGUGGGUGGUGGAACAAGUAACAGUGGUUCAGGGACACUGAGUGGGGAGGGAAACUUGUAUGAAACAUCUGUGAGCACGCACUGCACAAAUGCUGGAGUAGCAGUGCUCGAGGGACCAAAGGAAGGCCCCAGCACACUCAGCGAAAAGGGCAAACAAUACAUCGUGGAGCACGUGGACUUAGGAGCCUACUACUACAGGAAGUUCUUCUACCUUAGAGAGCACUGGAACUACUUCGGCAUAGACGAGGCACUCGGUCCAGUGGCGGUGAGCUUGCGCAGGGAGAAGCUCGAGGAGGACAAGGAGCAUGGCCAGCAGUAUAACUACCGCCUCAUCUUCAGAACCAGCGAGCUGACAACUCUGCGAGGUUCUAUCCUGGAGGAUGCAGUGCCUUCCACCUCUAAGCACGGCACCACCCGAGGGCUGCCCAUCAAAGAGGUAUUAGAGUACCUUCUCCCUGAGCUGGAUCUGUCCUGCCUCAGACUGGCCCUCAACACACCCAAAGUCACAGAACAGCUGAUGAAACUGGAUGAACAAGGGCUGAGUUUUCAGGUGAAGGUGGGGGUGAUGUACUGCAGAGCAGGCCAGAGCACAGAGGAGGAGAUGUACAACAAUGAGACAGCCGGUCCUGCCCUGGAAGAGUUCCUCCAACUGCUGGGGGAGAAGGUUCGCCUCAAGGGCUUCACCAAGUACAGAGCCCAGCUGGAUACCAAAACGGAUUCCACAGGCACUCACUCCCUGUACACUUCCUACAAGGACUAUGAGAUCAUGUUCCAUGUGUCGACUCUGCUGCCUUACACACCCAACAACAAACAACAGUUGCUGAGGAAGCGCCACAUUGGGAAUGACAUUGUGACUAUAGUGUUCCAGGAGCCCGGUGCUCACCCCUUCACCCCCAAGGCCAUUCGCUCUCACUUUCAACAUGUCUUCAUCAUCGUCCGGGUGCACAACCCCUGCUCCGACAACACAUGCUACAGUGUGGCUGUUACUCGUUCCCAGGACGUUCCCUCCUUCGGCCCCCCAAUCCCAAAGGGCGUGACCUUCCCCAAGUCCACUGUCUUCAGGGACUUCCUGUUGGCCAAAGUCAUCAACGCUGAGAACGCUGCCCACAAGUCAGAUAAGUUUGGUGCCAUGGCAACACGCACCCGGCAGGAGUACCUGCGGGACUUGGCGGAGCGUCAUGUGACCAGCACCCCAGUAGAACCCACUGGGAAGUUCCCCUUCAUCUCUCUGGCACACAAACGACGGGAGAAGGUGCGUCCAUACAGUGGAGCGGAGCUUCGGAGUCUGGGGGCGGUGACCUGGCAGGUGCACGCUGAAGAUCAGGUAGCCGGCGCGGAGCGUGAGUGCUUAUUGGCCAUUUCCAAUGACUUCAUCAUCCUAUUGGAUCAGGAGGCCAAAGCGGUCGUGUUUAACUGUGCCACACGUGAUGUGAUUGGUUGGUCAACGGGGAGCCCCGCCUCCAUGAAGAUCUACUAUGAGCGUGGGGAGAGUGUGUCACUGCGUUCCAUCAAUAACAACACAGAAGACUUUGGCGAGGUUGUCAAAAGACUGGAGCUGUUGACCAAGGGUAGUCAGACCACAGAGAUGACCCUGCGCCGUAAUGCUUUAGGCCAACUGGGCUUUCAUGUAAACUUUGAGGGCAUCGUAGCGGAGGUGGAGCCCUACGGUUACGCCUGGCAGGCUGGGCUCAGGCAGGGCAGCCGACUGGUGGAGAUUUGCAAGGUGGCGGUGGCCUCACUGUCUCAUGAGCAGAUGAUCGACCUGCUCCGGACCUCUGUCACUGUGAAGGUGGUCAUCAUUCCUCCACAUGAGGACUCCACACCACGGAGAGGCUGCUCAGAAAUUUACCACAUGCCACUGGUUGACUACAAGAACCACAAGGAGGGCAUGCCCUAUGAGUUAAAGUUCCCCUUCCGCCCCACCAACAACAACACCAAGUGGCCACGUACCUCAUCCAGCCCUCAAACACGCGCUGCUGGCACAGGGGGAACACUGAUCAAGGCCCCGCCCUCAGACUUUAGUGACCGUAACUCUGCCGCUAUUCCUCGAAGUGUGUCCAGCGACGGCCGGCCCCUCAACCCCAAAAGAUAUUCCCCGGGAACUGACAACUACGCUCUGGCCUGCUCCAUCGUCAUGGGACGAACAAUGCACAACACAAACUCCCCUUCCAGCCUCUCAUACACAGACACCAUGAGCUCGAGCCACUGGAGACAGAAAUCUAUGCCUGAUGGGUUUAAUAACAACUGCCAGUCCCCCGUGACAUCUGUGCGGCAGGUAGCAGGUGACGGGAUCAAUGGGAUCAAAGUGUGCUCUAGCACUGGAGUCGGAUGGUCCCGACCUGGGGAGGGUGACGCAGCCAGCAGACUGGGGGACAAAACCAAUCCAGACACUGUGGUUUCCAAGGUGGUGAUUCCUCGACUGCAGCCAGCAGAGCAGAGCAGCCACAUGUCUCCCAACAAAAGCACUAAGGUGGAUGCUCCAUAUUCGUCCAGCCAGUCAAGCAGCAACACACUCUCAAGCAAUGCCUCCAGCUCUGCCCACAGUGAUGACAAAUGUACCUUCAGGGCUGCCUCCACCGAUAGUGGCAUUGAUGCCACCUCCUUCACUGCCACCCAAAGCAGCACUGCUUCCUCCACAGGCGCCUUCAGGGCCAAAGACAAAAUCCCGUGGCAGGACGACCCAGCGGGCAGCCAGAGAGCCGCCGACGCUUCACCUCCGACGCCAGACUCCCUCGUUGCCGUCGGCAGCAGUGAGAUCCCAGCGAAGAGCCCGACAGCCUUUCCACUAGUUCCUGAUAGUGGCUCAUACAGCCUGAGUGAUGCCACCUCCCACUCCAGCACUCUAAGCUCUGGCCAUUCAGGCAGUCCGAUGGGUCAGGGCUGCAGCCCCGUGUCACUACAGGAUGAGACGGCUGCGGCAGCCACUUCGCCCACAUCCCAGAACUCCCAGUCUCCGGGGACCAAGAGUUUCUAUCCCCGUCAAGGAGCGACCUCAAAGUACCUGAUUGGCUGGAGGAAACCUGGGGGAACUGUCAACUCUGUGGACUUUGGCAGCACUCGCAAACGGCACCAGAGUGACGGUCUCCUGGGUGGUCAGCCACAGCUCAGGGCCAAUCUCCGGGGUGCCCAGUCACCCCAGCGGCACACUGCCAAGUCCAGCCUGGAAGAAGAUUUGAAGAAGCUCAUCACACUUGACAGCCCUCCACCCACUACAAGUGAAGAGAAGCCACUGUUUCCGGGCCCGCCGCCCAGUCGUCGCUCCCUCCAGAGGACUCUGUCAGAUGAGAGUAUCUACAGCGGGCAGAGGGAGCCGUCCUCCAGUGGACAACGUGACACGCCUACUGACCUUCUGUUCAGCUGCUCCACCAUGCCACGCUCACCCACUACUCGACAAGGUCCAAGCCGGCGAGCGUCACACAAAUCCCUGGGAGACCUGUCAGCCCCAGAGAGCUCAGAGCUGGAGCAGGAGAAGAGGCAGCAGCUGCAGGAUCCUGUCCUCAUGCCCCUGCCUGACACCGGGGCAGAUGGCCCGCUGGACUGGGCCCACCUGGUAGAUGCUGCCAAGGCCUUUGAGGAGCAGAGGUUGGUCUUCCUAGCAGCUCAAGAAGAGAGCUCCAUGGCGGAAAAUGCAGCAGCCACCAGCCCCCAGCAGGCUGAGCCUCAGGCAGCCCCGCUGAGACAACCCUCGCCUGGGGAGACUCCAGCCUGUCUGAUGGGGAAGGUCAGCCAGCUGGAGUCAAUGGUGAAAGUGCUACAGGAAGACCUGAAAAAGGAGAAGGACGCCAAGGCGUCACUGCAGGCUCAGAUCCAGAGCCUGCGAGAGGACAACCAGCGUCUCCUGGAGGAGUCCUACAGCGCCUCAGCCAAGCUGAAGAAGUUCACUGAGUGGGUCUUCAACACCAUCGACAUGAACUGAUGCUGCUGACAGCUCUUUAUUAGGAGUUUGACCACUACUCAAGCUGAUCUUAAACUUGGUUGUUCAGUACUGUGCACACUCUGUGGUCCUUGAAGGAUCAUCUAAAAACUGUUUAUAUAAAACUUGCGACAUGAACUGUUUCUCUUGGGCUUUUACAAACCAGUGCCAACGUGGACUUACAUGCCAUCCUUCUUCAACCUCAUGUAUCUGUGGUAUAAUCACCAUGAAAGACAAAGAAUCAUUACAAAAAGGACAGAUGAAUACAGAAAAGAGCAGUGGUGUAACUGUGUGACAGUUUUGAUCAGCAUGCACUCCCUUCCUCAAGAUUUUGCAGAAAUGAUACAAUGCUUUGUGUCCCACCUAAUGGAUUGUUGGUAUCCCUGCAUGCCAGAGAGAGCGAGAUGUUGAAACUAACCUUAAGGGAUUUAAAAUUACUGUCCCCAUUUAGCUCUCCAGCUAACCUAAUUACAAGUGAACAGAUUUACAAUUAAAAAGCUCCAACGUAAUUUCAAGUUUGUUCAUCUCAUGCAACGGUUGGUGAAAAUAGCCCUGUAUUCCCCUGAUAAAGGUUGACACUUUCUAAGAAUUAAGUGACAGUGUGUUGUAAAUGAAUUGCUGUUUAGAGAUUUUCCAAUUUUCACAAUUCAGUAACAACAGCACUGACUUCUUUUUUUUAUUAUUACUAACCAAAAGUAAAGAAGCUAUGUAAGACACUAUGCUUUUACUGUAGCAGUGUGGGUAGGUAGACACAGACAGAGAGACCCUUUUGCAUAGCACAUACUGUAAACACUGUAAGGUCAAGUGCCUGUCUGUAUUGCCUAUGUAAUAAGAUUGUACAAGUGUUUCAAAUGUAUGAUUUCUAGAGGGUUAAAAGCAAGUAAAACUUGUACAGGACUACUGGUCUCAAGCUGAUGAGAAGAAUAUAUAUUGUAAAAACAGAAUAAUAUGGGUGCCAUAAAUAUAGAAAUUUAUAGUUCAGUGUCACUUAUUCAGAUUAUUGUAAAUAUAUGAUGUUAACAGUUAUUUUCUCACUCCUUCCCUUGAUAUGAUACUUUAUGUAAAGAGUAUGACAAAGACAGUGGCCAAGAAAAGAAAAACAGCCAUAUGCAGUUAGAGAUCUGCAUGUACUUAUCAUGGUCGACCUUCUUUAUAAGAGAAUAUAUAUCCUUUAACUCAAAACAAAGGUUCCAACCGGAGAAGGCAAGCUUUUGACCCAAAAUACUAUUAUUCUUAAGUCCUUCUAGUUUAUUUCUGGAAAGGUUGGAAAUAGACAGUGCCACCUAGUGUUUGACAACAUGUAAAAUGCUACAUGGAAUUGACCCCCUCCUCCAUCCAUAGCAUGCUAAAGGCCUCAAUCUGAUCCUUAACUCUCUCAAUAGAUUAAAUCGGUACUGUUCAAUAUAUGAUUACAUAGUAAGAUAUUGUGUAAAUCCCAAAAUUACAGCUACAGUUUUCUGUACUGUGUAAAUCUGUUUGUAAGUCCAACCUGAAUUUGGUUUGUACACGACCUGACAAAAGUCCUUAUUUAAGCCUCAUACUGUAACUGUUUCCUUUUGUACUCAGAUACUGUGCAACUGUAUAUAAGGAGAUUUGAUAUUCAUCAGAAUUUGCACCUUCAUUCUUAUUUUUUAAGAUUAUUUUUGAUGUAUUUCUGCUUUAUUGGCUUGGAUAUAACUGGAGAGUGACAGGAGAAAUAUGAUAGAGAUAAACAGGGGGAUAAGAGAAGGACAAAGACCAUGAGCCGGACUCAGUUGAAAAGAGUCCCAGGCCCCUUAGCACAGCAGAUCGUCCCUGCACCUUCAUUCUUAACAUGUGUGACAGCAUGUGAUUCUGUUUCCAUUGAGCUGUGAUGUGUACAAAUGUUUAUAUCUAUUAAAGAUAUUUUGUUGAAUUACA